Messenger RNA from Camarhynchus parvulus, 3238 nucleotides. RefSeq names its product eukaryotic translation initiation factor 3 subunit B (gene EIF3B). Lineage: Eukaryota; Metazoa; Chordata; Aves; Passeriformes; Thraupidae. The record is from RefSeq and is a predicted model, not a curated record. Gene Ontology annotation, biological process: translational initiation. Gene Ontology annotation, cellular component: eukaryotic translation initiation factor 3 complex. Gene Ontology annotation, molecular function: translation initiation factor activity; translation initiation factor binding; RNA binding.
GUAGGCGCCGGCGCGCGCGGGCCGCUGGGCCUGGCGCACAUGGCCCGGCCGUAGGAGCCGCCCCGCCCCUCCCCCGCCUUUCCCCGCCGCGCUCCGGACGGGACCGGCACCGACACCGGCACCAGCACCGAGAGCCCGCAGCGAGCACACGGUACCGGGCACCGCGCCGACACCCGCACACCGACACCCGCACACCGCACCCGGGCCGGGCAGCGCCGCCGCCCCAUGCAGGACACCGAGGAGAGCCCCGCGGCCGCCGCGCCGCCCGGCGCGCAGGGCCCCGCCGAGGAGCCCGAGCACACGGACGCGCCCCCGCCGCCCGCGGAGCCGCCGCAGCAGCAGCAGGAGCAGGAGGAGGACGAGAAGGAGGAUGAGGAGCAGGAAGGGGAGGCGAGUCCCGGCGCCGCCGGGGCCCCCGAGCCGCCGCCCGCCGCCGCCGCGGAGCCCGAGCAGCCGCCCGAGCCGCAGCCGCCGUCCGGGCAGCAGAGCCCCGGGAAGGCCGAGCCCGAGCCCGGCUCUGAGGCCGAGCCCGCGGCGGAGCCCAAGUCCGAGGCGGCGGCCGAGGCCGAGCCCGGCGCGGCGCAGGAGAACGGGGAGGCCGCGCCCGCCGCCCCGGCCGAGCCCGAGGAUGAGAUUUCCUUCAGCGACCCCGAGGACUUCGUGGACGACAUCAGUGACGAAGAGCUGCUUGGUGACGUCCUGAAAGAUCAGCCACAGGAGGCAGAUGGAAUAGACUCGGUGAUUGUUGUGGAUAAUGUGCCCCAGGUUGGACCAGACCGACUGGAGAAACUGAAGAAUGUCAUCCACAAAAUAUUCUCCAAGUUUGGUAAAAUUAUCAACGAAUUUUAUCCAGAAGCAGAUGGAAAAACAAAAGGGUACAUCUUCCUGGAGUACAUGUCUCCCUCCCAUGCUGUGGAUGCUGUGAAGAAUGCAGAUGGAUACAAACUGGAUAAGCAGCACACUUUCAGAGUUAACCUCUUCACUGACUUUGAUAAGUACAUGACAAUCAGUGAUGAGUGGGAAAUCCCUGAGAAACAGCCAUUUAAGGAUUUGGGGAAUCUCAGAUACUGGUUGGAAGACCCUGAUUGCAGGGAUCAGUACAGUGUGAUCUUUGAGUCAGGAGACCGGACAUCCAUUUUUUGGAAUGACAUCAAGGAACCUGUUCAAAUUGAGGACAGAGCAAGGUGGACAGAGACCUACGUCCGUUGGUCCCCCAAAGGCACUUACCUGGCUACGUUCCACCAGAGGGGCAUUGCUCUGUGGGGUGGAGAGAAGUUCAAGCAGAUUCAAAGGUUUAGUCACCAAGGAGUGCAGCUCAUUGACUUCUCACCCUGUGAAAGGUAUUUAGUGACCUUCAGCCCUUUGAUGGACACACAGGAUGACCCUCAGGCUAUCAUCAUCUGGGAUAUUCUGACUGGCCAAAAGAAGAGAGGAUUCCACUGUGAAAACUCAGCUCACUGGCCUAUUUUUAAAUGGAGUCAUGAUGGUAAAUUCUUUGCUCGAAUGACUUCAGACACCCUCAGCAUCUAUGAAACACCUUCUAUGGGUUUGUUGGACAAAAAGAGCUUGAAAAUCAAUGGGAUAAGAGACUUCUCAUGGUCUCCAGGUGGUAACAUAAUUGCUUUCUGGGUGCCUGAGGACAAAGACAUCCCAGCCAGAGUGACUUUGAUGCAGCUGCCUUCUAGACAAGAAAUUCGUGUGCGGAAUUUGUUCAACGUAGUCGAUUGCAAACUGCACUGGCAGAAGAAUGGGGACUACCUGUGUGUGAAGGUAGACAGGACUCCCAAAGGCACACAGGGAGUAGUGACCAACUUUGAAAUAUUCCGCAUGAGAGAGAAACAGGUGCCAGUGGAUGUGGUGGAAAUGAAAGAAAGCAUCAUAGCCUUUGCUUGGGAACCAAAUGGAAGCAAGUUUGCUGUGUUGCAUGGAGAAACUCCACGAAUUUCAGUUUCCUUUUACCAUGUUAAAAACAACGGGAAAAUAGAACUCAUAAAGACUUUUGACAAGCAGCAAGCAAACACGAUAUUCUGGAGUCCCCAGGGGCAGUUUGUGGUGUUGGCUGGCCUCAGAAGCAUGAAUGGUGCCUUAGCCUUUGUUGACACGUCUGACUGCACCAUGAUGAACAUCGCAGAGCACUACACAGCCUCGGAUGUGGAGUGGGACCCCACGGGCAGAUACAUUGUCACCUCUGUGUCUUGGUGGAGCCACAAGGUGGACAAUGCAUAUUGGUUAUGGACUUUCCAAGGCCGUCUGCUUCAGAAAAACAACAAAGACAGGUUCUGUCAGCUGCUCUGGAGACCACGACCAGCCACCCUGCUCAGCGAGGAUCAGAUAAAGCAAAUUAAGAAGGACCUGAAGAAAUACUCCAAGAUAUUUGAGCAGAAGGAUCGUCUGAGCCAGUCCAAAGCUUCAAAGGAGCUGGUGGAGCGGCGGCGCACGAUGAUGGAGGAGUUCAGGAAGUACCGCAAGAUGGCACAAGAGCUGUACAUGGAGCAGCGCAACGAGCGCCUGGAGCUGCGCGGGGGGGUAGACACAGAUGAGCUGGACAGCAAUGUCGAUGACUGGGAGGAGGAGACUGUGGAAUUUUUUAUCAAUGAAGAAAUUAUUACCCUUGCAGAACCAGAGUAAUUAAUAAAACUGUGCUCCACCAGAUCUUGUGCUGAAGAGAAGUUUGUUUGUUUUCCAAAAGCCUAUAUCAACUUUGGAAUUCUUAAUCCAUAUUCUUGCACUCUGGAAGGGUGGAUGCACCAGAUUUUCUCCAUUCUGACACAUUGUAGUGCCUUUAAGUCUUGCUGCCUGCUGCAGUGAGAUACUGGAAAGGCGCUGCUUUUAAAUUUAUAUUAUUUUUUUUUCUAGGGUUUGAUUAUUAUUUUUGUUUUUCUUUUUAAAUCCACUACUACCAGUAUUUACUUCCCAACUCCCGUGUAGUCCUUGCCAGCUGGCAGUUUUUGCCUCGUGCCAGUGAGGUGAGAUUCACCAGUGCACCCCUGUCUCACACACACAAUGUUUGGGUUCCAGGACUCUCUCUGUGUCCCCAGGGCAUGGACAGGUGUUCGUUUGGGUUGGGGCAAAGUCACCAGAACCCUUUUCUGUAUGAUGUGUUUUAGUGUGCUGAAGCAGCACUACAGCGGGCUAUACCCUCCUCCUUUCAGAUUGUGAAAGGAUGUCUCCCUCAAAGAGCUGAAUAUGGAAAUAAAAGCAGACCUAUACUAAAACCAGGCUGGCUGUGUGUUGUUUG